GUGAUCUGGCCUCAGCAUGACCUCCUGUGCUGCUUGGUCUUUGCCGAGUCUCCAUAGUCCCCACUGCUCCCCCUGCAGCAUUACCCCUGUCCUGGGCCCAGGCCCAGCCACCCCGAUGGACACGCCAGUGGAGGACUCCCUCUUCCAAAUCAUCCACUGCUACCACCAGUACGCGGCCCGGGAGGGGGACGUGGAGACCCUGUGCCCGGAGGAGUUGACGGCCUUGCUUGUGGACAACAUGCCUCGCUUCGUGGAGAGCUUGGGCCGGAAGGAGCCGUACUAUGUCACAGAGUUGUUCCCGGCAGCAGACAAGGACAAGGACAAGGACAACCAGAUCUGCUUUGAGGAGUUCCUCUACAUCCUGGGCAAGCUGGUGAAGGACUACCACCUGCAGUGCCACUGGCAGGUGUGUGCCCACUACUGCACCUGGCACAGUCUUUAUUAGAGGGAGCACGGGCAGCCUCUACACAGGGGCUGCCCCUGGAGCAGGCGUGACCGGGCUGUGAGCCCUGCCUUGUGCGUCUGUGGCAAGGACAGCUGUGAGGGAAGAGAAUAAAACAGCUUUGUAAAGA
This is a messenger RNA of Phacochoerus africanus (Common warthog), 572 nucleotides long. Its product is annotated as protein S100-A15A-like. NCBI's taxonomy places the organism in Eukaryota, Metazoa, Chordata, Mammalia, Artiodactyla, Suidae. Gene Ontology annotation, molecular function: transition metal ion binding; calcium ion binding. The transcript is spliced from 2 exons. The record is from RefSeq and is a predicted model, not a curated record. The coding region runs from base 17 to 445 and encodes 142 amino acids. Gene Ontology annotation, cellular component: cytoplasm.